AUCUUUCAGAAAAAAGAAGAGUUUCAAACAUGUGCAACUUUUUUCUCAAGAAAGUGGAAGCAAACAAAACAGGUUUAAUGGAUAAUCAUGAGUGUGUGUGGUUGAGAGAUAGACAGUAUUUUGGGUAUCAUUUUUUUUUUCUUUUUCUUUUGAUCACCUGCAAAAAAGUGAGGCAAAUAAUUUGCCAUGUGAGAGCACUACACAGCAGCAGGGCAGAGCAGAGGAGGAUCUUUAACAGUGUUAAUGGUGGCUUACAGAAGUGAAUAUAAAAGACAGAGCAUCAAAAGCAGUAUCCACUUUUAGGAUUAUGUGAGAUAUAGAAAAAUUAUCAUGAAUUCUGCUUUAACAUUCUAUAUUGUUCACUUUCACUUUGUUUAGCAGAAUAUUAUCUCAUUAAAAUAAGGAGAAAAAAAAACUGAGUUACCAAAUAUGGAAACAUACCUGUUCUUACCCAAUUGGCCUGUGAUUCUGAGGAUGGAGAAAAACUGUGCUGAUGUGGAACUUCUUGGGAUUCCUGUUGUCAUUCCUUUAUUGUGGCUUUUUUCUGCAAAGAACCCAUUUUGCUGUUCCAAAAUGCAUUUAAGAAAAGGCAAAUAACAGUAACAGUUUUUGAGGCAUAAGCUGCCUUUCCCAACUAAUUGUUCAUGUUCAAAUUGCAUGUUGAAACAAACAAGCCAUGCAGUGUACCUUCUACUUCAAUGGCCAAAUCCUGCUUGUUCAGGCUAUAAAUUCACCAAAUAUCUCAUGCCAUUCAGUGAUCUGUAUUGCAAAAGACAGUUUUUGAGCUUCUUUUUCAUCCCAAAAUGGCUCCUUGGUUUCUUGUUCUUCUCUUCUUAGUUGGGAAAGCUCACGCUACGGCUAUCGACCAGACCGACCUGAAAGCUGCCAUGGAUGACAUGAGAUCGAAAUCUUACAAUGGCUUUGUCAUACUGCUCAAGAUCCUAAAUAGCUCCAAUAAAGCCUUGCAGUACUCGGGUAUGACAUUCUUUAUGCCCACUGAUCAGGAACUAUCUCACGUUGCAAUCUCCCCCGACCGACUUGAAGAAUUCGUUCUUAGCCAUUCUGUCCCCACACCAUUGCUGCUCAACAAUCUUCUACACUUCCCAAACGGGAGCCUGGUUCCAUCGAGCAUCCCAAACAGAAUGAUCAGCAUAACCAACUGCAGAAAGAUGGGUGUCUGUGUGAACAAUGCACGAAUCAUUACCCCGAACGUGUGCUUAAACUCAUCUAUAAGAUGUCAUGGUAUAAGCACAACUAUUGCAUAUGACAGAGUUUCCUAUUCAGACACUUUACCGGCCAAGCAGAGCAUGUUCGAAGCUACAGUUCGGCAGAAUGAAAAGAAAGGAGCAAAAUCUUUACAGUCUGCUGCAAUGAAGAAGACGACCCGUCCACUACACUGAAUCCGUCCACCUCAUGCCCCCGCAGCUUAGUUCAUUCAAAUCAAAUAAAUACCCAGCUUUGUCAGUAAUUCUCCAGAUACAAUAUCCAGUUUUAAGCAACCUUUCUAAUAAUGCAAUAGGCAUAGUAGUUUGCUCUAAUGUUGUUGACUUCAUCGUAUAACAGAAAAAAAUUUAUGCUUU
Molecule: messenger RNA, 1580 nt
Organism: Momordica charantia (bitter melon)
Lineage: Eukaryota; Viridiplantae; Streptophyta; Magnoliopsida; Cucurbitales; Cucurbitaceae
Source: RefSeq, a predicted model, not a curated record